Molecule: messenger RNA, 1277 nt
Organism: Poecilia reticulata (guppy)
Lineage: Eukaryota; Metazoa; Chordata; Actinopteri; Cyprinodontiformes; Poeciliidae
Source: RefSeq, a predicted model, not a curated record
UAUUUGUGUAGCACAGUCCCUCAAAAUGUGCUGCAGUCUUCUUGAGUUGCAUUUCCCCCCCUUAUGCUCCCUCUACCAACUCCUCUGUCUCCUGUUUCCUCACUCCUUUUUCCCCUUUUCCAUCCUCACUUUUGGAGAGUAAUUAUUAGCAAACAUCAUCUGCCUCUGCUCUCUAUUUGCAAUGUCUUCCCUCUCCUUUGCCUAACACUCACUUGCCCUCAACAUGGAUAUUGGAGGACUGACCACUGUGGUAGCAAAUUCUGCGUACAUCAACGCACGUGGAAGCAUCGAUGGCUCCAACCCUGCAGCAGCGCGGGAUAAGAAGUACCACGCUCGCCUCAAACUGCCCCACAUCACCGUCUGCGAGGGCCUGAGGGACACCCUCGAUUUGGCCUUUGACUCGGUCUGCGUGGAACAGCCGAUCGGCAAACGSCUCUUUAGGGAGUUCUUGGAAGCGAAUAAAGAGUAUCACGGCGCUUGUCGUUUGUGGAAAGACAUCGAGGACUAUGACCUGGCAGAGGACUCCGACAGAGGAAAGAAAGCGUCCAAGAUUGUCCAGAGAUACAUGGACCCAUCUGCCAAACACUUCUGCCCGUACCUUCCUGAGGACAUCAUAGGCAAGGUAAAGGAAAACCUGGAGGCUGUAGAGGACGAUUUGUUCUCUGCAUCGCUGGCCAAAACGCUGGAGUACCUCCGAGAGGCCCCUUACACGUUCUAUCUGGAGAGCAUGUACCUGAAGAGGUUCCUGCAGUGGAAGUGGCUGGAGAUGCAGCCCAUGGAUGCGGACUGGUUCCUGGACUUCCGUGUGCUGGGGAAAGGUGGCUUCGGCGAGGUUUCUGCCUGUCAGAUGAAGGCCACCGGGAAACUUUACGCAUGUAAGAAACUCAACAAGAAGCGGCUGAAGAAGAGGAAAGGCUAUGAGGGGGCAAUGGUGGAGAAGAGGAUUCUGGAGAAGGUCCACAGUCGCUUUAUUGUCUCGUUGGCUUACGCCUUCCAGACAAAGGACGAGCUUUGUCUGGUCAUGACCAUCAUGAAUGGAGGAGACCUCAAGUACCACAUCUACCUGGUGGAUGAGAACAACCCUGGGUUUGACGAGACCAGAGCCUGUUUUUACAUCGCUCAGAUCAUCCAGGGUCUGGAGCACCUCCACCAGAAACGAAUCAUCUACCGUGACCUCAAACCAGAAAAUGUGCUGCUUGACAAUGAUGGUAAAUGCUCUUAAUGAAACCUCAGUGCCUGUUGAUCACACCCGUCCUCUCCACGGUCUGGCCAUCCGG